GUACAGGAGCGAGCCAGUAAGCGCGCGGAGCACCUCCGUAGUGCGCACUGUAUAAUAGGACCAGUGCCGUGCGCACGAGCGUCGAGCAGUCGACGGCCCGCACUCGACGGUGACGCAGCCUCGGCUUGAAGUACUGUGUUAGGAAGACUUGAUAGGAGCCAGGAUGAGGAGUUAUCUGUUGGUGCUGGCCUUGCUGGCCGUAACGAUAUGCUCCACGGAAGCUGUAUUGAAACGUCGGAAGCACCGUAGGCUGCGUACGACGACGACCACGGAGCCGGCGAUGCUCGCGGCGGCGCGCCUGUUCCCGCCCGCGGCCGGCGCGCCGCGCGGCGACGAGGCCGAGCACCUCGAGCUCGGCAUGGCGGAGCGUCUCGACGAAACUCGAUUCCAGGAAUCUGAGAGAGCUCGUGUUAAUGAAAUCAUGAAUGAGGUCGGUGACGAAAACAACGGAGGUAACGAAGUUUUUAUGGAAGAUCCGUGUCUGAAGGUGCACUGCAGUGCAGGACGCGUGUGUGAGAUUGACGAGCACGGCGACGCUGUCUGCAAUUGCAUCAAGGACUGCCCCUACGAGACCGACUCCCGCCGAAAAGUGUGCACUCACCACAACGAGACCUGGCCGUCGGACUGCGACGUGUACCGCCAACGCUGCCUGUGCCUCGACAACUCAGAGCUGUGCCGUGGCCCACAAUACCACCACGUGCAGAUCGAGUACUACGGCGCCUGCAGGGAGAUGCCGGAAUGUUUGGAGAGCGAGAUGUCAGACUUCCCGCGGCGUAUGCGCGACUGGCUGUUCAACAUCAUGCGCGACAUGGCGGAGCGUCGCGAGCUGUCGCCGCACUACCUGCACAUGGAGCGCGAGGCGGAGGCCAACCUCACGCGGCGCUGGACCAACGCCGCCAUCUGGAAGUGGUGCGACCUCGACGCGCACGACAACGACAGGUUCGUAUCACGACAUGAGCUGUUCCCGAUCCGAGCGCCGCUGAUGUCGCUGGAACACUGCAUCGCGCCCUUCCUCGACCGCUGCGACGAGGACGACGACCACCGCAUCACGCUCGCCGAGUGGGGCAAGUGCCUGGAGCUCGACGAGUACGAGCUGGAGGACCGCUGCGACGAGCUGACGGACGAGACUGCAUAAGUCUGCGUGACGUCAACAUACCUUAAUUAGCUCACAUUUUAAUCUCGGUGCUAUCACACCUCGUGUACAAGUGGAGAUUUAGAUUUUAACUCGUAAAUAAGUACUUAUUAUUUCCUCACAAAAUGUACUUCGAUAAAUAUUUUAUUAAAUAAAAUGUCAACGACUAACGUUACUGAGCUGUAUGCUGUAUGUACUUUACAAUACAAUAUGAUGUUUGUAACAAUUAAGCGUGAUGUAAUGUUGCGUUUUUAUUUCACAGUGACUUCUAUUGCACUUCAUCUAAUGUUUAAAUAUGAAUAGACAUUGUGAUUAGAAAAGCCGUACUGUGAUUUUAACCAAAAUAUGACGAUACAAUAAAGUAUUCGAAACUCAA
Molecule: messenger RNA, 1508 nt
Organism: Vanessa atalanta (red admiral)
Lineage: Eukaryota; Metazoa; Arthropoda; Insecta; Lepidoptera; Nymphalidae
Gene: SPARC
Product: SPARC
Exons: 9
Coding region: 164-1135 (323 amino acids)
Biological process (GO): anatomical structure development
Molecular function (GO): extracellular matrix binding; collagen binding; calcium ion binding
Source: RefSeq, a predicted model, not a curated record